This is a messenger RNA of Oryzias melastigma (Indian medaka), 1706 nucleotides long. RefSeq names its product tetraspanin 14 (gene tspan14). The transcript has 9 exons. Gene Ontology annotation, biological process: protein maturation; regulation of vascular endothelial growth factor signaling pathway; protein localization to plasma membrane. Gene Ontology annotation, cellular component: membrane. Lineage: Eukaryota; Metazoa; Chordata; Actinopteri; Beloniformes; Adrianichthyidae. The record is from RefSeq and is a predicted model, not a curated record. The coding region runs from base 153 to 953 and encodes 266 amino acids.
CCAGCGGGGGGCACGCCUGUCCACGGACGACAAACGAAGAAGAAAGCCGCCUGUUGGAAAUCGCUGAAGAAGAGCGCUGGUCUUCAGCUGACGCUGUUUGAUCGAUAAAAUAACCAAAGGAAAGACGAGCUUAUCGAUUGAAUCGACUUGAGAUGUACUACUAUCGCUAUGAGAAUCCUGAGGUCAGCUGCUGUUUUAAGUACCUGAUGUUCAGCUACAACAUCGUCUUCUGGCUGGCCGGAGCUGCCUUCAUCGCCAUCGGGUUCUGGGCCUGGAGUGAGAAGGGAAUCUUGUUGGACCUGACCCAGGUGACCCGGCUGCAUGGCUUCGACCCGGUCUGGCUGGUCCUGGUGGUCGGCGGGGUCACGUUUACCCUCGGCUUUGCUGGCUGCGUGGGAGCCCUGAGAGAGAACAUCUGUCUGCUGAAGUUUUUCUCCGGCGUCAUCGGCCUGAUCUUCUUCCUGGAGCUGACGGCGGCCGUGCUGGCGGUGGUGUUCCAGAGUCAGCUCCGGGAGUGGAUCAACGACUUCUUCCUGCAGAACAUCAGAGCGUACAGAGACGACAUCGACCUGCAGAACCUCAUCGACUCGCUGCAGAAAAUGAACCAGUGCUGCGGCGCUCAGGAACCGGACGACUGGAACCAGAACCUCUACUUCAACUGCAACGUGACCAAUCGUAGCAGAGAGAAGUGCGGCGUCCCGUUCUCGUGCUGCAUCCCCGACCCCACUGACUUGGUGAUAAAUACUCAGUGUGGCUACGAUGUGAGGAGUAAAAAGGACUGGACCGGUCUCAUCUUCACCAAAGGAUGUAUUGCUGCCCUGGAGGAGUGGUUACCAAGAAACCUGUACAUUGUGGCCUUUGUGUUCGUAGUCAUCUCCCUGCUGCAGAUGGUGGGGAUCUACUUAGCCAAGACUCUGAUCUCAGACAUCCAAAAAGUCAAAUUCAGAUACUAAGAUCUUCAUCCGCAGGAGCCAAAUCCAGAUGGUUCUGGUUUCUGCUCUCAGAUGUGCCUUCUUCUCCUCCCUGUGAAAUGGACGUUUCCAUUGUUGACUGAAGGGCAGCCAUGUCUGCUGCUCAGACGGAGUAAUGAUUUUGUUUUGCUCUCUGAAGGAGAUCCACCUUUUGUUGUUUUUCAAUUGUUCUUGUUUUGAUGGCGCUGUUCUCUGCACCAGGACAGCUUCACCUUUCUGCCUUAACUUCUUCUCCAUCAGUUCAGGUGCCUUUCUUAUUAAACAAGUGGAACCCAUCUGGCAGCCACCAUCGGGUCAGUUCAGAUGGUCUUCUCAGGUCUCAUCUGUGUCACAUGACAGAGAUUUAUGUCCAAUAACCAACCCCGGUAAAAGUGCCUCUGUGAACGGCUCAAUCGUCCAGCCACUGGAAAACACCUGAAACUGUGGGGGUUUCCCAUCGAAUAUAUGAAGGAGAUCUCAUUUUCAGUGUGAGCACCUUACUUACCUUUCUUACUUCCUUGCAGAAUGACACUCCAUGUUGGUCCCUGAUAGUGAUGUGUGCUCAGCAGGUCCAGGUCACAUGAUCUACAUGACUCAAGUGCAGUUGGAGUUAAUAAAGUUUUUUUUUCAACGCAACAACUUUUUGUAAUUUAAAAUGUUUAUAUCUGAACAGCUUUUAAUGUGAAGUGGAUGUUUUUGUAUAAAAUAAAUUUUAUCUUUUUGUAUUCAAUAUUAUUAAAGGUGAAUUUUCAUUGA